Bemisia tabaci is the source of this 1863-nucleotide messenger RNA. NCBI's taxonomy places the organism in Eukaryota, Metazoa, Arthropoda, Insecta, Hemiptera, Aleyrodidae. The record is from RefSeq and is a predicted model, not a curated record.
GUUAUGUUGUAUUAAUUUUUAAAGCCGUGAAACAUUUCUCUCUUCAUUUUGCUAAACUUUUUGGUCCGCAUUUCACAUAUUUUCGAUUUAAUUUCAUCGAGAUGUGAUUGUAGCUUUUGAUGAAAAUCAAAGGCUCGAUAAAGCAUGUCAUACUGAUGAUGGUUUUAAUGGACUAACUCAUUGCUCUAGAUAACCCUAGCUGAACAUUUUCCCGGAAAUAUUUUUUGGGGGUUAUUUACAACAUAACACAUUUUUCACUUUAUAGUCAGAGUGGAAAAAGAAAAAUACGUUAUCAUGAUAAAGAUACUAAGGCAAGAAGCGAUCUCAUUUUUGGUUUUUAUGAUUAGUCUUUUUACUGAUGCGACCGCUUGCAAUCAUUCAGCCGUCGAAGAGAUACAGACCAUUGCAAGAAGACUUAGACUUUACCCUCAUGUUAUCAAAACCAUUCCUUCGAAUAUCGUUGAGGUAACGUACGGUGGGCGUAAACUAGAAUUAGGUGGGUUGUUGCAUGCAGACGACCUUAAUGACCCACCUCUUGUUUCAUGGCCUACAAAGGAAGAUGCCCUUUACGUUUUGGUGCUUUCAGGUCCAGAUGCUAGUGACUUGGACAGUGCACAAAAUUCUUACGAGCAUUGGUUAAUAGGUAACAUCCCUGGCACAGAUUUAGAGAAAGGAGAGAAACUUUCUGAAUAUGUUGGACUGGUGAAAACCGCUUAUAGACAAGGUGAAACUCAUCGCCUCAUUUUUUACGUCUUCGAACAGCCUGAUGGGAAGCAUUUACAGUUCGAGGGAGAGCGAAUAAAAAAGGAGUUAGAGGUUACAACAUUAUUUUAUGUCGACAUGUUUCAGGGACACUGGCAGUAUCAGAAAAAUGCUUUCUCUUGAUGCUUUUGAGAAACAUUAUAAACUGGGAGACCCGUAUGCGAUCCAUUUCUUUGAGGUUUUCUUCAAUACGACACAUAUGUGAUGAUGUAUGAUAUUUCCGCAAUGAAAUCAUUACGUGUGCGCAUAAUUUGUUAAAAAUUAAUCUCCGUUUCUUUUUUUCUCGUUAUCUUUAGCAUCACCACUAAUGAUACUAUCACUAUUACUAUACUUCUUUACUUUUUAGAGGGAGAUUAAUCUAACCCUUUGACUGUCACUGUCAGCCAUGUAACUAAACAGCUCUCUGAUCGAUGGGAACUCGACUGCCGUUCGAUAAAUUAGAAAGUGCAAUUGCAUCGUGCAGGGUCGAUCUUUCAAAAUAUGAUCUAAACAAAAUUGAUUCUUCGAAGCAUCUUUGAAUACAGCCCUCUCCCUUAUUUUCUCGCCUUCUGCACUUCUCAGACAUGUAUCCACUGGGCAUACGUCCAGUUCCAGAUUGCACAGUCUUCCAGGGUUGGCUGCACAACAGGGGCGCAUUUUUUGGGUCGAGAGAAAGUUGAUUUCUUCCUCCAAUAGUGUUUUUUGUCUCUUUUUUUUAAGUACUCUAGUUCGUCGAAACUGCAGUCUACCUCUAAAAUUUUUAUGCACGUUAUCAUCGAAUAUUGGCGACGAUUAUGGACCGUAACUGGUGUAAAGAGGUUUUCCUCGCUUACUGUUUAGCGCUAAAUGCAUCCAUUGCCUCAGAAAUAUUCAAAACUCAAAAAAAGAAGAAGAAAAAAAGGUCAAGAAGAGAUUUCAAGAGGUCUUGGUUCUUCCAAAUAAGAGUACGCGGCUCUCCUUCUUUUAUUUAUCAUUUGUAUGCAGCAUGAGGUGGUCUAAAAAUGUCUCUUUCUUUUUAGAAGCAAAGAUUCGUAGAAAAGUUUUGCUAAAAAACAAAAUUGUGCAAGAAAUUUGAAAGAGAUUAUUGGAUUUAAAAAUAAAAUUAUAAGAUUUCACAUUUUC